Aspergillus saccharolyticus JOP 1030-1 is the source of this 972-nucleotide messenger RNA. RefSeq lists its product as uncharacterized. The transcript has 3 exons. The annotation marks the transcript as partial. NCBI's taxonomy places the organism in Eukaryota, Fungi, Ascomycota, Eurotiomycetes, Eurotiales, Aspergillaceae. The record is from RefSeq and is a predicted model, not a curated record.
CUCUACCGCUCCCGCGACCACCGCAAAGGCCGCCACGCCCUCGGCAUCGCCGUGAAUCAUAACCACCAAGAAUCUACACAGAGAGCCUCCAAGAUCCUCCACAACCUCAAACGAAUGCUAACAACCUACCCCUACUGGGACCUCUCCUACCUCGUCGCCGUGGUGUUUACCCUGGGCUCAGCCAUCUGGAUCAUCAACGCGUUUUUCGUCUGGUUGCCGCUGCAGGAUCCCUCGACGAGCUUUUCGGGGGAGGAGGUCGUUGGGGGCGGGUGGACGGCUUGGGUGGGCGCGGCGGUCUUUGAGGCGGGAAGUGUGGGGUUGAUUCUUGAGGCUUUGGGUGCGGUUGCGGGGUCUGCGUCGGGGGGAAGUGCAGAAACCCCCGAGAAAGAGUCCCAGGGACGUACCGGGGAGGCAACUCUCAUCCUCCGACCCAGCCCCCAAAGCUGCACAUGCCACCACUCGAACCGCAAGAGUAUCUUGCCAUCAUCCCUCAUCCGGAUCCCCACCCAUCCGGAUCAGAAUCAGAAUCAGAAUAGGAUCAAGUUCCUGGUAGUAGACGACUACAUCCACGACUUGGGCUUCCUCGCCUCCCUCACGCAGCUCGUCGGCGCCACCAUCUUCUGGAUCGCGGGCUUCACCGGCCUCCCCGGCAUUAUCAACCACAUGAGCACCGGGUUAACGAACGGGGUGUACUGGGUGCCGCAGGUGGUGGGUGGGGUGUGUUUCGUGGUCAGCGGGGGAUUGUUCACGCUGGAGACGCAGGAGCGGUGGUUCCGGCCGGCGUGGGGGACGCUGGGGUGGCAUGUCGGGGUGUGGAAUUUGGUGGGCGGGGUGGGGUUCACGCUGUGCGGGGUGUUUGGGCUGGCGGGGAUGCAGUAUCAGGCGUGUUUGGCAACCUUCUGGGGGUCGUGGGCGUUUCUGUGGGCCUCGGGGUUGCAGUGGUAUGAGAGUUUGGAGAAGUGGCCGGUGGAG